Molecule: messenger RNA, 294 nt
Organism: Mesocestoides corti
Lineage: Eukaryota; Metazoa; Platyhelminthes; Cestoda; Cyclophyllidea; Mesocestoididae
Source: the annotation of a GenBank genome assembly
AUGUUCAAUCUUAAUGAUCUAGCAACACUUCUUGGGCAGCAGCAGCAGCUGCUAAGAAGUCCCCCUCAGGCGGCGCCUGAUCUUCCUGAAAUUACCAGACUGAUGAUGCUUCCUGAUGACCUAGUUGGUUGCGUUAUCGGACGCGGAGGCUCAAAAAUUAAUUCAAUUCGACGGGAAUCUCAGGCAUUCAUAAAAAUAGCUGACGCUGAGGAAGGCUCCAAUCUACGCAGAAUCACGAUCAAAGGAAAUCCGGAUUCAGUUCGAUCAGCUGUAGAUAUGAUUAAUUACACGUAA